Messenger RNA from Cylicocyclus nassatus, 6663 nucleotides. Lineage: Eukaryota; Metazoa; Nematoda; Chromadorea; Rhabditida; Strongylidae. The record is from the annotation of a GenBank genome assembly.
GUUUCAGCAAAGAAGAACUCUUGCGUAAUUCGGAUGUGGAGUUGAUGUAGCGAUUAGAACGUCUUUUCAAUUCAUACAUAACGGAUUCUUCUUUGACUGUGAAUCUACAUAUACUUUACUGUCUGCGUUUCAGUAGUUAUUUCUCGAAAAAUUUGGAUGUCUGUCCUUCCACACAUGGAGGAGUCGGACCUUCGCUUUCUGCAGGUGCAGAGAGCGGCCGUCGCCGACCCAGCACGAGCCUCCGAGUGGGCCGGCAAGAAACUCUGCUGGGUACCUCACGAAAAGGACGGAUUUGUCGCCGGAUCAAUAAAAAAAGAAACGAACGACGAGGUGAUCGUCGAGAUCUGCGAUACUGGAAAAACAGUCACGAUAAGUAAGGAUGACGUCCAGAAGGCGAACCCUCCAAAGUUCGACAAGGUCGAGGACAUGUCAGAACUGACUUAUCUGAAUGAGGCGUCUGUUCUUCACAAUCUCAAGGAGCGUUACUUUAGUUCUCUUAUUUAUACGUAUUCGGGUCUUUUCUGCGUGGUGAUUAAUCCAUACAAGCGCCUGCCAAUAUAUUCGGAAAGUUUGAUCGAGGAAUUUAAGGGUAAAAAGAGGCACGAGAUGCCACCCCACAUCUUUGCUAUAGCCGAUUCAGCCUACCGUUCCAUGCUACAAGAUCGCGAAGACCAAUCCAUUCUUUGCACUGGUGAGUCCGGAGCUGGCAAAACAGAGAAUACAAAGAAAGUCAUCCAGUAUCUGGCACAUGUCGCUGGGGCGACUCGAUCCAAAGGAGGACCGCAGGCACCUGCAACAUCCCCUGCAAAACACGAUCAGUAUCGGAAUUCUAUCGGUGAGCUGGAACAUCAGCUUUUGCAAGCAAAUCCGAUUCUAGAAGCAUUUGGUAACAGUAAAACUGUAAAGAAUGACAAUUCAUCCCGUUUUGGAAAGUUCAUUCGGAUCAACUUUGAUAUGUCCGGAUACAUCUCGGGAGCUAACAUCGAGUUUUAUCUGCUUGAGAAGUCCAGGACAUUACGCCAAGCCCCGGAUGAGCGAAGUUUUCACAUUUUCUACCAAUUUUUACGCGGCACCUCUCCGGCAGAGAAAGCUAGCUACUUACUCGAAGAUAUCGAUAAGUAUCGAUUCUUGGUAAAUGGAAAUAUCACGCUGCCGAAUGUUGAUGAUGCACAAGAAUUCCAAAGCACUCUCAAGUCUAUGCGGAUCAUGGGAUUUGCAGAGGAUGAGAUUACUUCUGUGCUUCGUGUUGUGUCAGCAACAAUACUUAUGGGUAACUUCGAAUUCACACAAGAAAAGAAGUCUGAUCAAGCAAUACUUCCCGAUGACAGAGUGAUCCAAAAAGUAUGCCAUCUACUGGGUCUUCCAGUUAUCGAGUUGACCAAGGCGUUUUUGAGGCCGAGAAUCAAGGUUGGUCGUGAGUUUGUGAACAAAGCUCAGAAUAAAGAGCAGGCUGAAUUUGCCGUUGAAGCCAUAGCCAAAGCUUCCUAUGAACGAAUGUUCAAGUGGCUUGUGAAUCGCAUUAACAAAUCCCUUGAUCGAACUCGCCGCCAAGGAGCUUCCUUCAUCGGCAUUCUUGAUAUUGCAGGUUUCGAGAUAUUUGAGCUGAACUCGUUUGAGCAGCUUUGUAUCAACUUCACAAAUGAAAAACUGCAACAACUGUUCAACAACACAAUGUUUAUCAUGGAGCAAGAGGAAUAUCAACGAGAAGGAAUUGAAUGGCAGUUCAUUGAUUUUGGUCUCGACCUUCAACCAACAAUUGAUUUGAUUGAAAAACCAAUGGGCUUGCUGGCUCUAUUGGAUGAACAAUGUCUGUUCCCGAAGGCUACCGAUAAGACACUUGUGGAGAAGUUGCAGAAGACGCACAGCAAACAUCCUAAAUUCAUAGUUCCGGAUAUGCGUGCCAAGAGUGACUUUGCCGUCGUGCAUUAUGCAGGCCGUGUUGAUUACUCUGCUGACCAGUGGCUCAUGAAGAACAUGGAUCCGCUCAACGAAAACGUUGUUGCCCUUAUGCAGGCAUCAACGGAUCCGUUCGUAUGUGGAAUUUGGAAAGACGCUGAAUUCGCGGGAAUAUGUGCUGCUGAAAUGAACGAGACCGCAUUUGGUGUACGCGCUAAGAAGGGCAUGUUCCGAACCGUAUCUCAGUUGCACAAGGAGCAACUUACUCGGCUUAUGACCACUCUGAGAAACACAAGCCCACAUUUCGUGCGAUGUAUAAUCCCUAAUCACGAAAAGAAGGCUGGUAAAAUCAACUCUAUGCUGGUUUUGGAACAGCUGCGAUGUAACGGCGUAUUGGAGGGUAUUCGUAUCUGUAGGCAAGGAUUCCCGAAUAGGGUGCCAUUCCAAGAAUUCCGACAUCGCUAUGAAAUUCUGACCCCUAAUGUCAUCCCUCGCGGCUUCAUGGAUGGAAAAGAAGCUGUCAAGAAGAUGAUUGAGUAUUUGGAAAUUGACUCGAAUCUGUAUCGCAUCGGUCAGUCGAAGGUAUUUUUCCGAACGGGUGUACUCGCGCAUCUUGAGGAGGAGAGGGACCUGAAACUGACCGAUCUGAUCAUCCAGUUCCAAGCUCAGUGCCGUGCAUUCCUGGCAAGACGCCUAUACGUGAAGAGGAUGCAACAGUCCAGUGCCAUUCGAGUACUACAACGAAAUGGUUUGGCCUGGAUGAAGUUGAGGAAUUGGCAGUGGUGGAGACUCUUCACAAAGGUGAAACCGCUUCUGCAAGUGACCAACCAGGAAGCGGCUAUUUCUGCCAAAGAGGAUGAGUUACGCAUUGUCCGUGAGAAGCUGGAUCAGAUCGAGACCGAAUAUAAAGAGAGUCUAGGAAAGAUAGACCAAGUUAUGGCUGAGAGGAAUGUUCUACAAGAUCAGUUGCAACAAGAAACGGAUAAUAAUGCUGAACUUGAAGAAGUGAAGAAUCGGCUGCAGUUGAAGAAAAAUGAGCUUGAAGAAAUGGUUAACGAAAUGCGCGAUCGUCUUGUAGAUGAAGAACAACGCACGGAGAAGAUGUCGUUAGAAAAGAAGAAACUUGUUGAAACUGUUCGAGAUCUCGAGGAACAGCUAGAACAAGAGGAGCAAGCUCGGCAGAAACUCCAACUUGACAAGGCCAAUGUUGAUCAGCGAGUCAAGAAUGUAGAGACUAAACUUGUGGAUAUCACGGACGCUCAUGACAAACUACUCAAAGAAAAGCGGAUCUUGGAAGACAAGAUGAACCAGCUAAACUUACAACUCAGCGAAGAAGAGGAGCGGGUGAAGCAGGUUGCCAGACAACGUGGAAAGGUUGAAGGACAUGUGCAAGAACUAGAACAAGAACUUCUCCGAGAACGCCAGAUCAAGGGUGAACUGGAGCAGCAGAAGCGUAAGCUCAUUAGUGAGUUGGACGAUAGCCGUGAGCUGUUGGAAGAAAAGCGAAGCAAGCUCGAGGAGCUCAACGGUCAAUUAAUGAAAAGAGAAGAAGAACUUUCACAAGUUUUGACGAGGUCCGAUGAAGAAGCUGCUACAAUUGCUCUUCUGCAGAAGCAGAUCCGUGACAUGCAAGCAACGAUUGAUGAGUUGCGGGAAGACAUAGAGACAGAAAGAGCUGCUCGAAACAAAGCUGAAAUGGCUCGCAGAGAAGUUGUUGCUCAGCUGGAAAAAGUGAAGGGUGACAUGCUUGACAAAGUGGAUGAAACCAGUGUUCUUCAAGACAUUAUGCGAAGGAAGGAAGACGAAGUUCGAGAUCUUAAGAAAGCUCUUGAAAGUAGCACUCAUACGCUGGAAAACAAGUUAGAAGAACAGAAAUUGAAAUAUAAUCGGCAAGUAGAGGAGCUUCACGAAAAACUUGAACUGCAGAAAAAGCUCAACACACAACAAGAGAAGUACAAGCAUCAAGUGGAUAGUGAAAGAGCGGAGCUGGCCCAAGAGCUUGCCAAUAUCCAAGCACAGAAAGCUGAAGCGGACAAGCGCCGCAAACAACAGGAAGUACAGUAUUUGGAUAUGCAGUCUCAACUGGCUGAGUGCGAUGAGCAUCGUCUCCAAGUCAUAGAGCAGCUUGAAAAGGCACGUGAAGAACUUGAGCAUAUCAGCCGUGCCCGUGAAGAUGAGGAACAAAACGUCUCCAAUUUGAAUAGAAAGAUAGCGGCGCUUGAAGAGCAGCUUCAUGAGCUUGCUGAUCAGGUUCAGGAAGAAACCCGCGCCAAACUUGCUCAAAUCAACCGAGUACGUCAGCUUGAGGAAGAAAAGGCAACUGUGGCCGAAGAACGCGAUGAGAUGGAUGCUACACGUCAACAUCUCGAACGAGACAUCGGUGUUCUUCGUUUGCAACUGGCUGAAGCCCGCAAGAAGGCCGACGAAGGUGUCAUCCAGCAAAUGGAGGAGCUGAGAAAGAAGGCGCAGCGCGACCUUGAAAAUACUCAACACCAACUUGAAGAAAGUGAAGCCAGCAAAGAGCGACUGAUCCAAAGCAAGAAGAAGCUUCAGCAGGAGCUAGAAGAUGCUAACAUCGAGCUUGAGAACAUUCGCACAGCUUCAAGAGAAAUGGAGAAGAGGCAAAAGAAGUUUGAUAUGCAGCUGGCCGAGGAGCGCGCUAACGUCCAAAAGGCAAUUCUUGAAAGAGAUGCGCACGCACAGGAGUCACGUGACCGUGAAACCCGAAUCCUAUCCUUAACAAAUGAACUCGAGCAAAUGAAGGCAUCCAUUGACGAAACUGAAAGAGUUCGCCGCAUGCUUCAACUUGAGCUGGAUGAGUCGAUCUCAUCGAAAGAUGACGUUGGAAAGAGUGUGCAUGAACUAGAAAAGGCAAAACGGAUGUUGGAACAGACUGUACAAGAGCAAAAGGCAACCAUCGAAGAACUCGAGGAUCAACUAGGAUUCGCCGAAGAUGCUAGGCUCCGACUCGAAGUCAAUAUCCAGGCUCUUCGUGCUGAACAAGACCGCAAUCUUAGCGCGAAAGAUCAGGAAGCCGAGGAUAAGCGUAGAAGUCUAGUAAAGCAGUUGCGCGAUCUUGAGCAAGAGCUGGAGAAUGAGCGCCGAAGCAAAGCUGGAGCGAUCAGUCAAAAGAAGAAAAUGGAGGCUCAUACUGCAGAAAUCGAACAGCAGCUUGAUGUGGCAAAUCGACUCAAGGAUGACUAUAACAAACAACUCAAGAAGAAUCAGCAGAUGAUCAAAGAAUACCAACAUGACAGUGAAGAAGCUCGUCAAAUGAAGGAAGAAAUUGCUUCACAGCUUAGAGAUAUAGAACGCAGAUUGAGGUCAGCGGAAGCAGAAAAUCAACGCUUGGCGGAAGCUAAUGAGCUGCUUACAUCCCAGAAAAGGCAACUCGAGCAAGAAAAAGAUGAGCUAGAAGAGCUUCGCGGCCGAGGAGGGAGCUUCUCUUCCGAGGAGAAACGCCGAUUGGAACAAAAGAUAGCCCAACUGGAGGAAGAUUAUGAGGAAGAACAGAAUAACGCCGAAAUUGCCAUUGAUAAGCAGCGGAAGGCUCAGCAGCAGCUGGAGCAGCUUACAACCGAGUUGUCAAUGGAGCGCUCAGUUGCGCAAAAAUCUGAGGCUGAACGUCAAGGUUUGGAACGUCAAAAUCGUGAGCUCAAAGCAAAGAUAGCCGAACUUGAGAGCACAGCCCAGUCAAGAGCCCGAGCGCAGAUAGCAGCCUUGGAAGCCAAAAUACAGUAUCUUGAAGAGCAGAAUAGCGUGGAAAGCCAAGAACGUCAUAAUGCUACUAGGCAAUUUAGACGGAUCGAGAAACGUCUUCAUGACACAAUUCUACAGCUUGAAGAUGAGAGGCGAAAUGUUGAGCAGCAGAAAGAAAUCGCUGAGAAAUGCAAUCUACGAGCGAAGCAGAUGCGCCGCCAGCUAGAUGAGCAAGAAGAGGAGAUGACAAGGGAACGCGCCAAGUCUAGAAAUCUCCAAAGAGAAAUCGACGACCUUACAGAAGCCAAUGACACGCUUACUCGGGAGAAUAACAACUUGCGAGGUGGAGCUGCGCGUCGAAAUCGCGAAAAUAUGCGACUGCGAUCGGCAUACCAAAUUCCUGGAUCUAGCGACAAUUUGACUAGAAACGACGAUGAAGAUGGUAGCAUAGGAACUGAAGCGCAUGAUGUGCGACUCACACUUGUCAUAAAAUUCGGUCAAAGUUUAUAUGUUGUGAAGCGACAAAGCUACGGCAGUGUUCUCGAAGAAUCAGAGGUUGUCCGACAAGAUCGUGAACAGCAGAAGAAGCAUUUCGAAACCACCGCAUGCGAAUUGAAGAACACGAUCGAGGCUCUCAAAGUCAAGGUGCGGGAACCUGAAGAAAAGAACGCGAAGUCGGCGCGUGAGGUUGAACGAGACCUGCUCGAUCAAAUCGUCCGAGUGAAUGAAGAGAAAGAACAGCUCAGUAGUCAGAUAUCGCUUUUGAAAACGGAUUUAUCAAAGGAGAGAAGUGCAAGAACACAAAUGGAGAAAGACAUGAUUGCGAGUCGCGUGGAGAUGGAAUUACAGAAUUCCAAGCUCGAGGAGAUGAGCGAAUGUCUGAGUACUGUUCAAUCAGCUAAUUCGGAGCAGUCAGAAUCAUUGAUUCGCUUAGAACAAGAGCUCGAAGCCAAAAAAGAAGAAAACGUAAGUCAAGGAGUUAAUGCAACUAUAUUUGGGCUCAUAUUCUUAUCGAAUCUGCUCUGUGCACUCCUGGCUGGAUUGGAGCUGGUUUCUCCAGCUCAAUGA